AAUCGCUAGCUCGCUCAUCCGCUCGCUUUCGUGCCUAGCGGUCCUUGAGACCGAGUGCCCGACCGACCGACCGACUGACUGACUGACGUACUGACCGGCCGAACGAGCGAUCGAGCAAACGACCGAUCGACGGACCGUCCAUUCUUUCGUCAGCUGUUCGUCCGUCCGUUUCCCAACUAUGUUAUCUACGUGCGCGGGUGUAGAGUGUACGCGGUGUGAAGUACAGUGAUCGCAUCGGAAUUUUGUGCGAAGGAAUCCGAAAAAACUAUUAUUCGAGCCAAAGACACGACGACGGACAGGCUGCUGCUCAGAGACGAAACCCUCCGACAAUUCGGGGGUGGGUUAGCAGCCGGGAUGGUGGAACGACACACAGGUUGCGAUUGCGGGAGAAGUUGGUGUAGUCUUUGCGGAACCAAUUCCUUAGCGUCCGCCGUCGCGCAAGUCAACGGAAGGCUUAACGCAGAGCAGAAUUCACCGAGUCCAUCACCCGUGGAGAAGCCUCUUCCACCGCUCGUCUUGGGAAAAGGCGGCUCGGGCAGUUCUUUUCUGUACAACUCUCCACAUAUGGCACCGCCAUCGCCUUCGAAUACGCCGACCGACAAUCUACUCCCAGUGGGCGCCCAUUCUCCUUAUAACAAGAAUACCUCAGGCAAUGGCUUUCCAGGUGGCGCGUUCAAAAAGCUGAAGGUGGAACCCGGCUGCCUCCCGCUGUCUACUGCACCUCAAGGAUCUCUUAGCUCUCCGGCUUGCUUGCCUCAAACUCCAGCUCGGAGAAGACACAGGACGACGUUCACCCAAGAGCAGCUGCAGGAAUUAGAAUCUGCUUUCGCUAAGAGUCAUUAUCCAGACAUAUACUGCAGAGAAGAAUUGGCUCGCAUAACGAAGCUCAACGAGGCGCGGAUCCAAGUCUGGUUUCAAAACCGACGAGCAAAGUAUCGCAAGCAAGAGAAACAACUCCAAAGAGCCUUGGCUGGCCCGUCAGCGAUGUUACCGGCGGCUUGCAUGAGAUCCAUGUACCCCACCGGAGCCGCUCAACAAAGUCCCGGUGUCGUAGGAGGUUAUCCCGGUGCUGGAUAUGGACCACCUCCUCAGAGUUUGAGCGGACCAUCGCCAUCGCACUACAUGGCGGCGCAAGGCAACCCCUAUUGUCCAUCAUCUCAAGCGGGGACACCAUUCCACUCUCAGGGGACAUCCGGCAAUUCCGCAAGCAACUCGCCGGGUCACGAAUGGUAUACAAAGGCAGGAGCUUUAGCGGGACUUCGAUUGAAUUCUUCGUCAUUACAUUACCCCUCGAGCUAG
Molecule: messenger RNA, 1299 nt
Organism: Galendromus occidentalis (western predatory mite)
Lineage: Eukaryota; Metazoa; Arthropoda; Arachnida; Mesostigmata; Phytoseiidae
Product: homeobox protein prophet of Pit-1
Exons: 6
Coding region: 355-1299 (314 amino acids)
Biological process (GO): regulation of transcription by RNA polymerase II
Molecular function (GO): DNA-binding transcription factor activity, RNA polymerase II-specific; RNA polymerase II transcription regulatory region sequence-specific DNA binding
Source: RefSeq, a predicted model, not a curated record